UUGAUCAAACGAAUAUGGCGUUGAAAGAUAUUGUUGUUACAGUUACCAUGAUGUACGUCUUAGUCAAUUUAUCAUUGUGUAGCAGACUUGGGAGAUUAGAGAAACGACUUUAUUUACUGGAGAGUAGAAUUGCACUGGAUUCGUUUGAAUUCCGACAGGAAUUGGAAGAAACUAAAGCAGUUUUUAAUAAAACUAUGGAUUUCAUUAACCAGAACAUAGAGAAUAUAAAUUCCAUUAUAAGUGACAAAGACUGUCGUAGUAUGUACAACAAACAUGAUGAUUUCAUUAAGUAUCGAAGAAUAUUAGAAUCGGGAUUUAGACAGCUUAAGCUCAGUGUGAAUCUACAACUUGAAAAUCACAGUAAGAAUAUUAAACAUAUUCUUGAAAAAAUAAAUAAGCUGGAUGCACGUACUUCUAAUAUUGAUGAAAAUUGUAGAACUGGGAUGGACAAAUAUGAGGAGUUGUCAAAAGAAAUCCGGGAUCUUGAAAUCAGGACACAGACAAAAUUGUCCGCGCAAGAAACUAGUAUCAAUGAGAUAAGAACACAGAUCAAUGAGAUGGAAAGCGACGAUUUGAAAACCAUUCAGACAGCUCUACACAGCAUACACGCAGUAAUAUCAGAGAAACAAGACAAUACCUCUGUAACAAAACCUAUGAGGAAAGUGUUUGAUGAAACAAUUAGUUUGUUUCUGACACUCACACUCGGCGCAGAAGUAAAAUGUAAACAUUACGAAUUUAAGUUUAAAUGUUAUUUAAUCAUGACUGGUGAGGAACCUUGGGAAGAAAGUAAACGGAAGUGCAAUGCCUUAAAGAUUAGAGGACAUCUGCCUACUGUUGAAAAUGACAUUGAACAAGAAUACUUACAGACGCUUUCAAGAAAUUAUUUUUCUCUAGCUGAUUAUGGGGUUUGGUUAGAUGGUAACGACAAAGAUAAUGAAGGCACAUGGGUCUGGUCAGAGACUAGCGAGACAAUAACGGAUUUAAAUACAUUCUGGGGAACGAACGAGCCCAAUGGGGGAGAGAGAGAAAAUUGCAUGCAUCUUUUCAAAAGUAAAGAUUAUAAAUGGAAUGAUAUAUCCUGCAACAGGAACAUGUCCUUCAUUUGUGUCAUUGAUAUGUCCUUUAUUUAUAAAUAGUGCCUAUAACAGGAUAGUUUUAAUAUCAUUCAAAUUAUAUCCACGUGUGCUCGUUAAGUCCUGAGAAAUAUUGACGUUUUGUUUUUAUUUUCAUUCGUUUAGAGACUGGCAAUGCGUAGUUCUGUAUAGCUGCUAUUAUAUUUAUGAUUAACCAUAAUGCUUUAUUGGAGGUCGCCAAGGGAAUGAAACCCGAUGAUAUGUUAUACCCGGAUAGAGUCAUACCAUUGUGGGAAUCUGCCGAUAUAAUAAUGCACUUAAAACGUUCAUGUAUUAAGCAAAAAUUAGCAAACAUGGUAAUAUCACUUUUGACAAAGUUAAAAGAAUAUGUCAUUUGUUCUACUUAAAUUAAAAGCUUAUUAUUGAGAAAAUGUAUAGAUGUCAUAAAUGCUAUAAUCACCAUUCUCCAAACGGUAGACUACGAUAAAAAAAUAAAAAAAAACAUGUGAUGUUUUUGACAUUUUCAGAUUAAUCUUAUACUUGUUCAUGUUUGUUUAAUCUUAUAUUGUUUGUUGUUAGCAUGUUUUUAAUCCCGCAUCAAGUAGUUCUAUUGCUUUUAUAUUAUUAUUAAAUGACUACUUUCUCUUAAAUACCAUUCUAAAAAGCGACUUUGACUUUUUUCUAUUUAUAUACAAUGAAAUCAUAAUCUAUUCAUACACGCUAUACAUUAACAAAUAUAUUUGGCAGCUUAGAUCACCUUAUUCUAUUAUUAGCCACACACUUCAAUGUAGCGUGUUGUAUAUUAUUUUACUUUUUCAUUUGUGUUACAAAACAGCCGGCUUUAAAAGUGUAUGACUUCCUAUUCAAUUGUUAAGUAAGUGUUGUAAGUGGUUAACCUCUCUGGCAUUCUAACAUAAUUGACAGCUUAGAUCACCUCAAGAUAAUUUUGAGCCCUGCCUGUAACUUGUUGUAUAAUACUUUUACUUUUCAUUUUUAUUACAAAUAUAUCGAAAUCCGUCUUUAAAGGCGUACGACUUUCUAUUCAUUUGUAUAAAAAUAGUAAUGAGUGAUUUGCCUUUCUGAUGUUAUUGUAGUUAAAAAUUAUCAGUACUUGAAAUCAGAAAACACGCGCUAACGUUAAGCUUGCAACAAACAAUAGGGGUGGGUUAAGGCAUAAAAAUAAGGAAAGUGUACAAAAUGCGAAUAUCCAGCCAGCUGCAAGCUGUUAUUUCGAAUAUUCAAUAAAUGCAUACAUACAUCAAACUAUCAGGGGCUGGCGGGUUUAUUUGAUGACUGGGCUUAAUACCCAAGGUGAAUGUCGAGCAAGCUGCGACUAUAUAGCUGUGUGCUCGAUAUUCGACAAUGUUCAGAAAUCAGACUUUCAGGGGCUGGCGGGUUUAUUUGCUGACGGGACUUAGUGCUUUAUCUUUCAUAACAGAUUUCAAUGAUCGCUAGAUAUUGUCUCGAGUAUAAUCAUUUCAGCAAGCAAACUCGAUACUUUCAAAGCGCUAUUUUCGCAGCUGGUUCGAUAAUUACGUUGUUAACUCCAUGCUUUAUGAGAUUCCAAUGUCUCUUUUGUCAAAGUAAAUUUGAUGAAAGUUUUGGGGUUUUUUAAACACUUAAAAGUGUGUAUUUCGUAUCUUGAUAAAAAUAAAGGAAUUUUGAAACAUUACUUUGUUAAACGUUAAUUUUAUU
Mya arenaria is the source of this 2768-nucleotide messenger RNA. Its product is annotated as C-type lectin domain family 4 member M-like. The transcript has a single exon. Gene Ontology annotation, molecular function: signaling receptor activity. The record is from RefSeq and is a predicted model, not a curated record. Lineage: Eukaryota; Metazoa; Mollusca; Bivalvia; Myida; Myidae. Bases 15 to 1136 code for a protein of 373 amino acids.